This is a messenger RNA of Pyricularia oryzae 70-15, 1809 nucleotides long. RefSeq lists its product as uncharacterized. NCBI's taxonomy places the organism in Eukaryota, Fungi, Ascomycota, Sordariomycetes, Magnaporthales, Pyriculariaceae. Bases 433 to 1602 code for a protein of 389 amino acids. The transcript is spliced from 2 exons. Gene Ontology annotation, cellular component: SAGA complex. The record is from RefSeq and is a predicted model, not a curated record.
CGGCCUUAAAGUGCAUCAUAUGAAAGCCUUUGAUGGUUUAGCGACAGUUUGAACUUGUGUUCCUUCCCAAAACUUUAGGCACAGAUGUACGCCACGCCAUUCUUUGUAUUUAUUUGACACUGUUUGUAUCUCGAUCUACAAUCGUGUUUCCCAUUAUUUUAAUACCGCGAAUCCUCAUCAAAACAUCCACAACAAUCCCUCUACGAGACACUACCUUUGAUCGUCUCUGGGUGAUUAGAUGAGGGAUUGAGCUAUUGAUUCGUAUCAGCAAUAUCACGACUCCUUUGUCUCCUGGGCACGGUCGCGAUUGAAACGGACUGCAAGAGUCGCGACGGGAGACAAGUCAGUGGCGUCGUUUGUUAUUUUCCCCAGAAAUUGCGAGCCAACGACGAGAACCUCUCACACACAUUCACACCCAAACACACCUCCCCGAUGGCGUCGCAGCGCAACAACAGGCCGGCGCGCGGCUCAAGCCGCAACGACAGCGCGGCCGAGGAGGUGCAGCUGUGGGAGCAGAUCCAGGGCGAGCUGAGGCAGAUCGUGGAUCAGUUCAACGCGAGCACCGAAAUCGGAAGGAAGAUCAAGACCCAGGAUCAGAUCCUCAAGGAGAACCCUGGGCGGACCACAAUGGACGCGACUUUCAAUCAGCUCGAGGAGCUGCUCCGGUCGGGUGUUAAGACCAACGACGACCUAGUUGAAAAGAUCCGCGCCGUUCGCACAAACAUUGAGAUCCUCAGCGCCCUUUCAAAAGCCAAGGACCCGAGCGGCUCUUCGGGCGGCAAGAGCAGCCAGCACCUGAAUCCGUCGUCGGCAAGGAGCAGCGGCCUGGGCGGGUCGAGCCGUAACGCGAGCCGAGGCGCCACCGCCACUAGGGAGGCGCACCGGUCUAAGGAUAAGGAGGCGAAGGAAGCCAAAGAGGCCAAGGAGGCCUCGUCGCAAAAGGAUCAGAGUUCGCUCUACGAUUUUGACGGAGCCGAGUCGCCCGUACCGUCGCCGCAUGGAAAUCACACCGUUCGGAAGCUCGGCAGUGAGCGGUCUGCCGGUAGGGACAGCCUGCCACCGCGUGGUGACCGCGACACACCAUCCAAGGCGGACAGCGCCGAGCCGCCCCAGCUCCCAGCGACUGGGUCGUCGGUAGGUUCAUCCACAUCAGCGUCGGCGGCGGCGCUGCAGCGGUCCAAGGUCGUGUUCGCCAAGGGCCAGGACGUGGCGUUCAAGCCCAAGCAGGCCAACAACAGCAGUAACAAUGGCGACACGGCUGAUUGGUUCCUGGGCCGCGUCGCCGCUGUGUUGGGAGAGGGCAAGUCACGUCGUUACAAGGUCAAGGACGAGGAUCCGGAUGUGUCACCUGACGAGCGAAAGGAGUAUCGCACCAGCGCCAGCAGCAUGAUACCCAUACCCGCCGCGGGCGAGAAGCUGCCCAGCUUGGACAAGGGCAAAAUAGUGCUGGCUCUCUACCCGGAUAGCACGACGUUUUACAAGGCCGAGGUCGAGAGCAUCGACGCCGAGACGGGUAAGGUCAGUCUACGGUUUGAGGGCGAGGAGACCACGGGAACGUUGCAGCUUGUCGAGAGGAGAUUUGUGGUCGAAUACCGCCCAUGACGACAUUAAUAUUUGCGGCCUAGGGGAUAUGCAGGCCCCGCGUAACAGUAGGGGAGCGGACCUUUUUUUUUGGACAUGAGGUAGAUACCCAAUACCCGGUAUUUUUCUGCCGACAAUAAAUAUCAGCCUGAUCAUCCGGAAUUUCACAGCGAACAGCAUGCAGACAUGCCCGACACAGCUCGGAAGGAACUCGUUCUUUGAUAUCAC